Benincasa hispida (wax gourd) is the source of this 1066-nucleotide messenger RNA. Its product is annotated as squamosa promoter-binding-like protein 4. Gene Ontology annotation, molecular function: DNA binding. The record is from RefSeq and is a predicted model, not a curated record. Gene Ontology annotation, cellular component: nucleus. NCBI's taxonomy places the organism in Eukaryota, Viridiplantae, Streptophyta, Magnoliopsida, Cucurbitales, Cucurbitaceae.
AAACAGACACGGAUUCACAAAUAAAGAAGAGAAAAAGGAAGAUAAAAGCGUAAAAUGUCCAAGUGUUUGUGUGUUGGAGUGUGUUUUGUGGUCCAUUGCUUUACCUCCCUUCUCUUUUCCCUCUUUAAAACUCCUCCUUCCCCUUUAUUUUUUCUUCUACAAUUCUUCCACCUCUCAUAUCCCUUUUGGAAUCUUCUCUUCUCAUCUGCUCUUUGUGGAUUCUUUUAUGGAUGUUGGUAAAAUUGAAACAACAAUUCAUCAUCAUCAGAAACACAGGGAGAGAGUGAUGGAGAAUGAGAGGGUGAAGAAGGAGGAUGAAGAUGGAGAAUAUGAUGACGACAAGAAGAGGAAGGGUAUAGUAAUUGGUGGUGGUGGUUCCGGUAAGAAGGCGGCGGGCGGUAGCGGCGGGAUGCGGUGUUGUCAAGCUGAGAAGUGUGUGGCUGAUCUUAAUGAAGCUAAACCAUACCAUAGGAGGCAUAAGGUUUGUGAAGUUCAUGCCAAAUCUCAGGUUGUGCUUGUGGGUGGGUUCAAACAGAGAUUUUGUCAGCAAUGUAGCAGAUUUCAUGAGCUAUCAGAAUUCGACGAAGCGAAAAGGAGUUGUCGGAGACGUCUGGCUGGCCACAACGAGCGUCGAAGGAAGAUCUCAGCUGAGUCUAAUGCCGAAUGCUCAAUCCGGAAAGGGACUGGAACACAGAUGAAGGACAGUGUCUGUGGUCAGGUUGAUGAUAAGGGAAGAAUUCAAAUGACCAUUCAAGAAAAUGCUUCAUAUAAACACUUCCAGAUCAGAUAAGUUAUGAACAAACAUAUAGCUAUCUAUCUGCUCAUGCUCUCUCUCUUCUGUCAGGUCUAGGGAUGUUUAUGAAUAUCAGGGAGGUCUGUGCAAGAUCAAGAAAGAAGUGCCUUGUUAGAGGAUUUAUCCAUUAAGCUCAAGAAUAUUAUUGCCAAACUUUGAUCAUUAUCUGUCAUAAAAAAGUGUAAAGAUCUGGUUCAUCAGAAAAUCAGAUUGAUCUUGUUUCUGGUUCUGCCUGCCUUAUGAAUAACACAACCACAAAAUCAUAUUUGUCAA